UCUAUAUCAAUCCUUUAUCCUUCCACUCAUUCUUAGCCACAUACUUCCAAAGAUAAUAUGGAAACAGAAAGCCUGGAAGACGGACUUUUAGCAGCAAAGUCUAGUGUAGAACUACCGAGUGAUUCCAAAGCAACACCUACUGUUGUGCUCAGCUCCAUGGUCGCCUUAUGUGGUUCACUUACAAUCGGGUGUUCUUCAGGAUUUUCAUCCCCAGCUGAAUCUGGAAUUAUGGAAGAAUUGGAUCUCUCUGUUGCAGCUUAUUCAGUUUUCGGUUCAAUAUUGACAGCAGGAGGAAUAGUAGGUGCACUUGUUAAUGGAAAAUUAGCAGAUGUUAUUGGUAGAAGAGGUACAUUGUGGUUCUCUGAGAUAUUUAGUAUUGCAGGGUGGCUUGCUAUAGCAUUUGCAAAGAAUGCUUGGUGGCUAGACCUUGGAAGACUGUCACUGGGAUUUGGCAAUGGGCUUAUUGGCUACGUGGUUCCCAUAUAUAUUGCAGAAAUAACCCCUAAGAACUUUCGAGGAGGAUUUACGUCUGCUAAUCAGCUGAUGAUAUGUUGCGGCAUUUCACUGAUGUAUUUCAUUGGAAAUGUCACUACUUGGCGCAUUUUAGCCUUAAUUGGUGCCAUUCCAUGUGUACUCGAACUUAUAGGCUUAUUCUUGAUUCCAGAAUCUCCUAGAUGGCUGGCUAAAAUCGGUAAAGAGAAAGAGUUUGAAAGUUCCCUACAACGCCUUAGAGGCAGGAAUGCUGAUAUAUCUGAAGAAGCAGCUGACAUCAGAGAUUAUACAGAAGCCUUCAAACAACAUUCAAAUUCUAGAUUUCUGGACUUGUUCCAGAGCAGAUACGUUCAUUCACUUAUCGUUGGAGCUGGGCUGAUGUUACUCGUACAGUUUGGAGGGAACAAUGCCAUUGCUGCUUAUUCAAGCUCUAUAUUCAAUGAAGCUGGUUUUUCAACUAGUAUUGGGACUAUAUCAAUGGCUAUCAUCCAGAUCCCAGCAACUGUUGCAAGUGUACUCUUAACAGAUAAAUUAGGAAGACGACCACUUUUAUUGAUAUCUGCUGCUGGAAUGUGCUUGAGUUGCUUCCUUAUAGGCUUCUCAUUCUGGUUUCAGGACCUCCACCAGUGGAAGGAGCUCACUCCCAUUUUGGUUUAUAUUGGCAUAAUGGGAUAUUCUGUAGCUUACUCAAUAGGGAUGGCUGGAAUACCAUGGGUCAUUGUCUCAGAGGUAUUUCCCAUUCAUGUUAAGGGUUCAGCUGGAAGCCUAGUGUCUUUAGUAAACUGGUCAUGUUCUUGGAUUAUAACAUACAGUUUCAAUUUUAUGAUGGAAUGGAGCUCAGCAGGAACAUUUUUCAUAUACAUGGGCAUUUGCGGUUCAGCUGUUUUAUUUGUUGCAAAGUUAGUACCAGAAACAAAGGGGCGAGUGCUAGAAGAAAUACAAGCAUCAAUUACCCAUUCCCUCCAAUAAGAUGACUUUCCAUUCUGUAUAUCAAGGAAACAAGUACAUUUAUCAUAAAAUGUUGGAAGGUGUCCUUUAUUUUCUGUAUAUAUACUUGGAGUUGGAGGUCUGUUGAGCCUAUAUGGACUUUGUUAUACUAGAGGUUUGGGGUCUAGGGUAAUGUGGUACAAUGAGAUAGAAUGCAAUAGAAACAAAGAAACCAAGGACCUCUAAUGAGGAACAAAGUUCCCUUUUGGCAUUUGUACAAAUUAGGAUCACCUACUUUGAUAGCAUUAUAAUUACUAAUUUAUCUAAAAGUUUAAGUUAUUAGAAAAUGAAAAAUUUAAUCAUUUAAUUAAUAAUCUAGCAGUCAUAUUUCCGA
Molecule: messenger RNA, 1813 nt
Organism: Quercus robur (English oak)
Lineage: Eukaryota; Viridiplantae; Streptophyta; Magnoliopsida; Fagales; Fagaceae
Product: sugar transporter ERD6-like 5
Exons: 18
Coding region: 58-1461 (467 amino acids)
Biological process (GO): transmembrane transport; carbohydrate transport
Cellular component (GO): membrane
Molecular function (GO): sugar transmembrane transporter activity
Source: RefSeq, a predicted model, not a curated record